Macrobrachium nipponense is the source of this 1117-nucleotide messenger RNA. Its product is annotated as lysophosphatidylserine lipase ABHD12-like. Gene Ontology annotation, cellular component: endoplasmic reticulum membrane. Gene Ontology annotation, biological process: monoacylglycerol catabolic process; phosphatidylserine catabolic process. Bases 101 to 1117 code for a protein of 338 amino acids. The record is from RefSeq and is a predicted model, not a curated record. The transcript is spliced from 9 exons. Gene Ontology annotation, molecular function: phosphatidylcholine lysophospholipase A1 activity; monoacylglycerol lipase activity. Lineage: Eukaryota; Metazoa; Arthropoda; Malacostraca; Decapoda; Palaemonidae.
UUGACAGUCUUGUAUUCCCCGGCUUGUAUAGAUAAUUUUAUCUUCAUGGAGUUAAUCUGCUGAAGUAAAAAAGAAAACAGUAACCGUUUGCACAGUUUUGAUGGCAGAUACACAUACUAAGAGUGAAGCAAUCAACCAAGAGAACGAGGAAACAGGAUUUCUUUCUGGCUCUGGAACUCAAGAGCCUAUGGCUGGGUUUUUUUCUCGAUUAAGAUUUCGUCAUCGAUCAGGAAGAAGAGGAAAGUUUUACAGAUGGCUGAGGGUAGCAGUAAUUGGAACUUUUGUUCUUUUAUUUGUGUUAUUUGUCAUAAUUCCAGUUGUGUAUCGAUAUUCUCCAGGAAUACAAAGAUAUUUUAUAUUCCUUAAUAGUGUCCAAGGUGAUGUAGACUUGAGUAAACCAGAGGAUGUUGGGCUGCCUGGCACACGAAACUUUUAUGUAGAAACUGAGGAAAAUAUUUCCGUGGGUGUAUGGCAUAUUUUACCAGAGUCUUUGGUUCACUCUGUUCCUGAUGUUUCAUCGGAGGAGAAAACUAAAUGGUUUGAGGAUACACUUAGACAUAAUCAGCCUGUGAUAAUUUAUAUGCAUGGAAAUAAAGGUUCAAGGGGACAAGAGCGACGAGUCAACCUCUAUCAUGUGUUAAGAAAAAUGGGAUAUCACAUUAUUACUUUUGACUAUCGUGGAUAUGCUGAUUCAUCAUCAGUUAUUCCAACUGAAACUGGUUUGGUGACAGAUGCCAAAGUAAUUUUCCAGUAUUUACUGAACUACACGAAGGCUAGUUUAAUCUUUGUAUGGGGUCACUCUCUUGGUACAGGAGUAGCUUGCCAUUCAGUAUCUGAGUUGUGUCAGGAACAAAAAUGUCCAGGAGGUGUAAUCUUGGAAGCUCCAUUCAACAGUAUUCCAGAAGAAGUUCGUCGUCAUCCCAUGGCAAUGGUCUUUCGAGGUUUACCAUAUUUUGAUUGGGCAUUUGUGGAACCACUUAAGGAUAUUGACGUCCAAUUCCAGAGUGAUGUGCAUAUAACUAAAAUAACAACCCCACUUAUCAUUCUUCAUGCACACGAGACAGAGUUAUUCCAUUUGAUCUUGGUUAAAAAGCUUUCUUCAUUUGUGGUAUUUUGA